This is a messenger RNA of Sus scrofa (pig), 948 nucleotides long. RefSeq names its product olfactory receptor 2V2. Gene Ontology annotation, biological process: G protein-coupled receptor signaling pathway. The record is from RefSeq and is a predicted model, not a curated record. Gene Ontology annotation, molecular function: olfactory receptor activity; G protein-coupled receptor activity. NCBI's taxonomy places the organism in Eukaryota, Metazoa, Chordata, Mammalia, Artiodactyla, Suidae. Gene Ontology annotation, cellular component: membrane.
AUGGAGAUAUGGUUGAACCAAUCAUCCACAGAUGACUUUGUCCUCCUGGGCAUCUUUUCCCACGGUCCUGCUGACCUAGUUCUUUUCUCUGCAGUCAUGAUAGUCUUCAUGGUGGCCAUCUGUGGGAAUAUCCUCCUUAUCUUCCUCAUCUACAUAGAUCCUCGACUCCAUACACCCAUGUACUUCUUCCUCAGUCAGCUCUCCCUCAUGGACCUCAUGUUGGUCUGUACCAAUGUGCCCCAGAUGGCAGUCAAUUUCCUCUCGGGCAGGAAGUACAUCUCAUUUGUGGGCUGUGGCAUUCAAAUUGGUCUUUUUGUCUGUCUUGUGGGAUCUGAAGGGCUCUUGCUGGGACUCAUGGCUUAUGACCGCUAUGUGGCCAUUACCCACCCACUUCACUAUCCCAUCCUCAUGAGUCAGCGAGUCUGUCUCCAGAUUGUUGGGAGCUCCUGGGCCUUUGGGAUCAUAGAUGGUUUCACACAGAUGGUGGUAGUAAUGACCUUUCCUUACUGUGGCUUGAGGGAGGUGGACCACUUCUUUUGUGAAAUGUUAUCUUUGUUGAAGCUGGCCUGUAUAGACACAUCCAUUUUUGAGAACAUGAUAUUUGUUUGCUGUGUCAUCAUGUUGUUUCUUCCCUUCUCCAUCAUCGUGGCCUCCUAUGCUCGCAUCCUGAAGGCUGUGCUGCACAUGCGUUCUGCUCAGGCUGGUAAAAAGGCUCUGGCCACCUGCUCCUCCCACCUGACAGCUGUGUCCCUCUUCUAUGGGGCAGCCAUGUUCAUCUACCUGAGACCUAGGCGCUACCGAGCCCCAAGCCAUGACAAGGUGGUCUCUAUCUUCUACACGGUCCUUACUCCAAUGCUCAACCCUCUCAUUUAUAGCUUGAGGAACAGGGAGGUGAUGGGAGCCCUGAGGAAGGGGCUGGACCGUUGUAGGAUUGCCAACCAGCCCUGA